GGUGUUCAAAGUUUCAAUAAAACAGAAGCAACAAAAUUGAAACUUUGCCUUAUCUGGAAGCUGGUCCCUGCUUAGCUCUUCUGUAGGUGUGCACCACGCACGUAUCUAGCUUUUGGCCGACAGGGUAACUUACUUUUACUCUGGCGUGGGAAGGCGGAUAUUGGAAAUCUGGCUGCUCCAUCAUGCUGAGAAAACUGACUUGAAAUUGACUGGGUUGAUUUCAAUUUUUAAUUUAUUUGUCAUUCCGUGGGCCAGUUGCUUCCACCCCGAUCGCGAUGGCGGCGAAAGUGGAUAUGAAAGUAGUUCUCCUAGGGAAGGAGUUUGGUGGAAAAACCAGUCUUGUGGAGCGAUUCCUUCACGAGCGCUUCGCUGGCGGUGCGCCGUACCAAAAUACGAUCGGUGCUGCGUUCGGUGCCAAGAAGGUGACUGUCAAUGGUGAAACUAUCACGCUUGGCAUUUGGGACACGGCUGGGUCGGAGCGCUAUGAAGCCAUGAGUCGCAUCUAUUACCGCGGUGCCAAGGCAGCUGUAUUAUGCAUCGAUCUGACAGAUGAGACUAGCUUCAAGCGUGCACGCUUCUGGGUCAACGAGCUGAAGACCAACGAAGAGGAGUGCAAGUUAUUCAUAGCAGGCACAAAGCAGGAUGUCGUCAUACAGGACAAGAAGGCUCGCAAAGUAGACGGUGCCGACCUACAGGACUUCGCUGAUGAGUCUGGGGCUCGGUUAUUUGAGACCUCCGCCAAGACUGGCCAUAAUGUGGAGGAGCUCUUUCAAGAGGUGGCUUCUGCAUGCGUAUCCGCAAGAGGGCAGGCCACAUUUAAUCCGAAUGGGAACACCGUAGCAUUGGACUCGAGUGGGGGAAAGUCAUCUGGUUGUUGCUGAGCCGCUAAGUUGCUGUUGUUGCUUGCCUUGUUUUGAAGGUGGCUGGCUGCAACCUUUCUCAUGCGCGUGUCCUGUUCGCAUCGACUCCGUUCUGUACAUUAGCUGAUGUAAAUAUUUUGAUUGUACAUUUGUUUUCCCUUUCCUCCUCCUCCUCCUCCUCCUCCCCUGGUAUUCUCCGGCAGGACAUGCGUGUCCGCAUGCAUCUCUUUUUUUUGUUUAGGUCCUGGUAUACGUUGUUUCUCACGUUCCUACUCGCUGUAUAUAGCGUCCCUUUCCCCUGUUAUUUUUUCAUGUCUGCUGUUCUCUGUCCUUGUAAAAAAAACUAUCCCCAAUGAUUAUGGACCAUGACUUUGUCUUUGUCUUUGGAUUGAGAAAGCAGUGCAUUCGUUUAUGAUAUUUUUUUAACACUCUUCAGAUUUUAACCCUUUUAUCAACCAAUUUUUGCUGCUCUUCCUAUAUUAUCUGAUAACCUCUUUCCACGGUAUUGUGUCGAUUUUUACUUGUGCAGUAUUUUUUUAACACUGGGCCUAUUGUUUCUUAUCUACUUAUUUUGAAUAACUACCAACCCCCCCUGAUGUAUACCUUGUUUGCGAAUAUACCGACUACCAAACCAA
Sycon ciliatum is the source of this 1495-nucleotide messenger RNA. Its product is annotated as ras-related protein Rab-24-like. Gene Ontology annotation, molecular function: GTP binding; GTPase activity. Bases 276 to 881 code for a protein of 201 amino acids. The record is from RefSeq and is a predicted model, not a curated record. The transcript has 8 exons. Gene Ontology annotation, cellular component: endosome; Golgi apparatus. Lineage: Eukaryota; Metazoa; Porifera; Calcarea; Leucosolenida; Sycettidae.